GUAAAUGCUACUUUCGUUUUUUAUCCGAAAUGGCAGGUGAAGGAAAACUGUUGAAGAAUGCCUGGAGGGCCCCUGAAGACGUAUUCGGUCCGGGAGAGAAAUCUCUGAAGUCCCAAAUCCAAGCACAAACAAUGAGUUAUGAUUUCUCAAGUGAGGAAUGGAAACAAGCCUGUACUGUUGUGGAUGAUGUCUUGGACAUAAUUCUCGUGGAACUCCGAAACCAGGCACAAAAGUCGUUUGAAGGUUUGACUAUCGAUGAAAGAUUUAUCCGCCAAGCAAGCGCAAGGCAGGGAUUAAAAAUAGAAGUUCCGGAUGAAUUUGAUGCCAUUGUUCCUUUCAAACUCACAAGUCUGAAGAUUCAAGAGGUGCGACUUAAAAAUAGCAAUGGGCAGCUUAUUCCAGGACAAAUGCGCCUAAGAAUUAUCAAUAGUGCCGAUCUAAACACUCUUGUUCCCAGGCUAAAUAGGCUAGGAGCAUUUCAAAUGGACCAAGGAACAUGUUUCAUAAAUACCAGAGUCCUCCAAGAGCAGGUUUUCAAAUCUCUAAUGGAUAAAACUUUGUAUGCGAGCCACGACUCUUUGGUAAGAAAAGGAUACUCCGUCACCCGUGGGUCCAGACCACCUACCAUGAAUAUUACCAUUUCUUCACGUUUGCGAUUUCCCAUUGAUGUUGAUUUUGUACCAGGUCUUGAUUUGGGACGGGAAGCUGUAACAAUUCCAGAUACUGUCACAACGCAUCCGGGAUCCAUUAGGAUUGACUUCCCAAGAUUCGGCCUCAUGAAAUGGGUCAACAAGGAAAACCCAAAUAUUACUGACAAAGACAAAGACUUUAUCUGGCGCAAUUGUUCAUCGUCUUAUGAGAGGUAUGUGUUCGAUAUGUGCCUUGGGAACAGAGAACGACUUUACAUUGUCACAGCAUGUCGCGUCAUGAAAGCACUUGUCAAAUGUCUUAGAAAAAGACAAAAUCAUGCCGCCAACUUGCUGACAUCAUACCAUCUGAAGACAAUCGCCAUGUACUGCAUACUUCUGCUGACGGUACCCACAGUGGCGCCACCCGAUCUUCACGUCAGUGGUGUUCGCGAAGCCCUGGGUUAUUUCUUGAAGUUUUUGAAACUAGUUUUCGAAAAAGAAACUUUGCCAGAAUUCUUUUUAGGAAAUGAGUACUUGGAAAGAAUUUUCCCUGAUUCUUACUUUGCAAAUGAACACAGAAAAUAUAAUUUGUUUCAAAAAGAGAAACCAAAGCAAGUGGAAGCUGCGAAAUACUGCUUCAAAGAAAUGGAGCAGACUCUCUCUGGCUGUUAUAGCUAUGAGAAUGUACGGGAAUCGGUAGUUAGGAGUUUUGAGAAUCGUGUCCUCAGAAUGUAAAAGACAAAACAUUACGUAUGCAAUGGAGCACAUGCAAUAUAUAUGUUUGGGAUGAUUUUUUUUUAUAAAUACAAUGUACUGGAAUAUAUAAUGAGAGAAUUUAAAAAAAAAAAUACAUACGUAUAUGAUAUAUGUAUUCAUGAUUAUUUAUAACACUUUUAUUUGUUGUGUAAAUAUUGUGGGCGUUUUACAGCUGUUUAUGCAUAUAUGUGUAUACAUUGCAAUAUGCUUAAAUAAAUUUAAAAUAAUG
Molecule: messenger RNA, 1614 nt
Organism: Saccostrea cuccullata (small rock oyster)
Lineage: Eukaryota; Metazoa; Mollusca; Bivalvia; Ostreida; Ostreidae
Exons: 1
Coding region: 30-1364 (444 amino acids)
Source: RefSeq, a predicted model, not a curated record